Molecule: messenger RNA, 1547 nt
Organism: Amphimedon queenslandica
Lineage: Eukaryota; Metazoa; Porifera; Demospongiae; Haplosclerida; Niphatidae
Product: beta-1,3-N-acetylglucosaminyltransferase manic fringe-like
Exons: 10
Coding region: 101-1390 (429 amino acids)
Cellular component (GO): membrane
Molecular function (GO): glycosyltransferase activity
Source: RefSeq, a predicted model, not a curated record
GACCACACCCACAUAUUUGAUUCUUAAAAGCUAGUCUGAAAAGUUCAUCCAGUCCAGUUGUUUUCCUCUUCCCCUUUUCCUCUCCUCUUUCCUCUUUGACAUGCAGCCCAGAUGCUGCCGAUACUUUCUUUUUUCUACUCUCCUCAUCCAGUCUGUGGUGAUCGUCUGGCUUGUACGAGACAUGCUUACAGCCUCCUCGACAUCAAACUCAAACCAUGACAACAGUCUACUCGACGCAAAGGCCGUCUUUGAACAGAAAGGACAACUAACAGUGAGGGACCUCCAGGUAAUAGAGGACCCCAACACGAGAGAAGAACUCACAGACUCCUCCCCUGCCACUACUGAGAAACGAGAUUCAUCUUCCCAGAAAAAUUCAGACUCACCUCCCUCCCAUGCACCUUCAUCUUCUCAAAAGACGAGUUCUUCAGAGCAGCCAUCAAGCAGUAACAAGAACUCAUCGUACUGGCUAACUGAAAGCGAAACGAUGUUGGAGAAAAUCCAGCGACCCUCGAGAACAUUGUCCAAUUUUGAAUCCGCUGGCAAUAAUAUAAUGAUUACGAUUAGAACUACAAGAAAGUUCCAUCAGAAAAGAUUACCGUACAUGUACGAUACUUGGCUUAACAAAGUGAAUGGUAGCAACGUGUUCUUAGUUACUGAUGCUGAAGAUGAGGAGUAUCAGGAAAAGAGCAGGCAAUUAGGUAUACAUUAUAAAAUCAUUUCUUGUGGUAAAGACUACAGCAGAUGGAGCUUGUGUUGCAAAUCAGGAGAGGAAAUGGCAUUGAUGCAUAGACCAGAAAACAAGCAGUACAGCUGGUUUUGUCACCUUGACGACGAUAUAUACAUCAUACUAAAGAACCUCGUUAAUCUAUUGUCAAAGUUUGAUCCAUUGAAAGAGCCGAUAUACAUGGGCAGAGCAGGUACCCACUGGAAGAAACCUUUCAAGUUGUCUAAGAAGCAGAAGAUGUUAGAGCCUCAGAAUGUACAUCCGUUUCAUUUUGCUGUCGGUGGAAUGUACUGCCUCUCAAGAGCAAUGCUUGAUAAAGUAAAGCCAUGGCUAGGUAAUGGGGAGACAAUGGGGGACACAUGCAACAAGCUAUUACAGCCUGAAGAUGUUGCUGUUGGUGCUACUGUAGAGCUACUUGCUAAGGAAAGACUCUCAAGAACUAAGCUAUUCCAUCCUCAUGGACUGAUACUGUCAAGAUUUGUGAAUCCAAGAACAUUAAAAGAUCAGAUCGGGUUUGCCUAUGGUUGUGGUCAGUUAUGCGCCUACAAAGGCUACAAGAACAAUGCAAUUAAAGUCCCUAAUGCUAGAUUCCCUUUCAGUGAAGACCCAUCAAGGUUUAAGUCUCUCCACUGUCACCUCUUUCCAGACUCAGCUCUAUGCAAAUAACUUGGCCCGGUUCACAACGUAAUGAUUUUUAAUUAUAAAUUAAAUGAAUUUGAACUUUGAAAGCUAUUAGUUAUGAUUAUUAUUAUUAUUAUUAUUUAUAUAACCAAUUUCACUCCUUCCUUUCUCAUUUAUUUCAUGUUUCUAAAAAAUGUUCUAA